UCUCUUCUCCUCGAUCUCAGUCGCCACUUCCAUGGCGUGGGCCGCGUGCCACAGGGGUGGGUUGCGCAUCGCCGGAGGCGGCGGGGUUCCGGUGAAGCUCCGGGCCCGGGCCUCGCCGGAGUGGCUAUUCCCCGACGACCGGAGUUGCGCGUCGGUGGUCAAUGGUCGCCGACUCGGACCGAACACACCAUGUCUCUCCGACCGCCGCCUGCGGUGGAGAAGAAGACCGCCAAGAAGAAGAAGAAGAAGCGUUACGCUCCCAACCGCCUAUAUAAGCAGCGCCCCAGCCGCCGAGUUCCCCCCUUUCUUCCUCCACCCCGACCACCACCUCAAAGCUCUCCACUCGAUCCCCACCUCCCCCUCCCCCUCCCACCACCAUCCUUCAUCACCGCCUCCGUUCCGUUCCCCAUGGCGGAGGACGAGUUCGAGCUCGAUGAGGAGGUGUUUCUCGACAUACCCGUCGACGUCGUCCACUCCGUGGUGGCGCUGGCUGCAGGCGGCGGCGGCGGCGGCGGCGACGCUCUGCAUCCAGAGCGGGAGAGAGCUCUGCACCCGGCGGAGGACAGAGGCGGGGUUGCGCUCGCGGUUGAGGUCGUGCCCCCGCGUGAGCCCGACGACGAGCAGGGGACGGGCGCCGGCCACGGCGGCGAGGAGGAGGAGACCGACAUCGUCGUCGGCGACUAUAUGGAGCGCGGCGGCGGCGACGACGACGAUGUGUUCUCAUCUACAUGCCUCACGACCGUGCUCUUCACGCUGCUCAGCAUCAUCGUUUGGGCCGUCUUCCUCUACGGCGCCGCCAAGCUUUGCGUCAACUACUUAGUUCCCUUGUUCCGGCAGCAGCCACCACCAUCACUUCCAUCGCCGGCCUCGCACACCUACGACGCCGACGCCGAUAUGCGGUGCCCAUGCCCAUGUCCCUCAGAUUUACAGGCCUGGAGGAACUUGGUAGGUGAGGACGGCGACGCCUACGCUUCUGAGCUCUCGUGGCUCCCGCCGUUGGGGAACGCCUCAGCUGCCGUCCUCCCCGUCGACACUCUCCGAGUUGCCGCUGGUGCUGGGGGGCCGUAUCAUUCUGUCGUGGCGCUGCUCGUUGCGGCAGUGAUCUUUGCUGUGCUCGGGUACCUCGUCAAGCAUCUGAUGACGCAUUAGGUUCCACCAAUUGCUAUUGGAGUACUGAUCUUACUUGGCCUCUCAUAGCAUUUAGGUGAUUUUUACCCAGUGAUUUCACAUCGCAUGCAUUGAGUUCUCCCUGGUUUGACUGCUGUAUUACCAGUUGGCAGAAGUGAGUACCAACUGGUUGCUGACAUUAUGCUUGCGCAUUCGUGUGCCAUCAGAUUUUUGCAUGGUUUUGCACCUCAAGUUGAGGUUGUAUACUGGUUCUAUGAGAGUGCUUUGACGGUGUAAAUACUUCAUGCUUGAUGACCAGUGUUUUACCUGGUCACAGUUUUGAUUUUGAUAUAUACACAUAUCUCUUCUCCUGAA
Oryza sativa Japonica Group (Japanese rice) is the source of this 1482-nucleotide messenger RNA. Lineage: Eukaryota; Viridiplantae; Streptophyta; Magnoliopsida; Poales; Poaceae. The record is from RefSeq and is a predicted model, not a curated record.